UACCUACUCCUUACGGACGUACUCGGAAUGCCCACUGUCGCUACUUCGUUUAUGUCUGAGCACGCUCAAGUAGCCCACUUGGCGGUUGCAUACCAGAACAAGGUUUUGCUCCACUUUAUAAACUGUGCCGAUGACUUCAAUGUGACGCACGAGGUCAGGGAACCACAUCUGAUGCCUCGCUUUCUGUACAACCUUGCGGAUGCUCUGAGACGAGCGGACUCUGUGGAUGCGGUCAAUUACAUGUCAUUCAGAGAAAUCGAUGGCACGGCCUAUCUUCUGUUUGUUUACAGGAGCAAUGAGCUGCGACUCUGGUCAGUGGAUACUAUGCAGGCAGUAUCCACCAUUAACUGCUCUGAUGGAGGUCAAGGAGCACCAACAGCACAAGGACCACAAACAACUCUCACACAACGAUGGGGCUGAGUUUUUUGCGUGCAACUCGACAAGAAUAUGACAGAUGUGGGUUCCAGAGACAUAGAAUUGAUUAUGAAGCACACAGUGGUGAAGCCAGACAUGGAUCUGAUCAACUUUAAUGUCACCCUCUUACACAUCUGGGCGCUCUGGAGCAAUGUUGAAGGGCCACCAGAUGGUUAUUGUCUCACCGUGCAGCAUGGCAUCGAUCCACGCGAGGCCUACUGCCCGUACAUUUUCCAUCCGGGUCGAUUCGAUCGGACUCUGAUUACCAAGGCCUUAUAUAUGUUCCGACGCGUCAACAUGCAGAUUGAUGUUAGGCAGCUGGCGAUGACAGUGCUCAAGGAGCGGGUGUGCGAGGCUGUCAAGGAUAAGAUCCAGAACGAGUUCAAAGAGUUUGUGGUCAGUGACGGAAAUCGCCACUAGGCUAUGGGAUCGUGUCUACUCCUGCUGCGAGCAAUACCACAUCAAGUACUCGGAGCCCAUUGGUUUGGUUUUUCCAUAUUGGGUGCCAUGGAUGCGGCAUGCCUAAUUAGGCUGCAAUAUUUUGCCCUGCCACGUCCAUGCGAACUGUGGCAGCAUAUUCUGUUCAUUGGGGAGCAAGCUACAAAUGUGACCUCGCUGAUGGCCCCAUUCUUUCGAGACAAUCUCACAAUGAUGACGGAUGUCAAAAUGGAAACGGAUAAGAAACUGUAUCAGCGAGAAUCUCCCAUCGAUCUGGCGGCCAAACUGGCUGCCAGAAGCAUAGAUGAUGACUACACUGGCGCCAUCCUGCCAAUGGACACCGAUCAGAGCAACAGCAAGGUUGUACAGAGAGCGAGGCAUCAGAUCCGGUUCCUUGACCUCGUGCGUCACAUUGAAGUCCUCGACACAGUUUAUUACGUGGAGUAAAACCUUGUUCUGGUAGGCCACCGCAAAGUGGGCUACUUGAGCGUGCUCCGACAUAGACGAAGCAGCGACAGUGGGCAUUCCGAGUCCGUCCGUAAGAAAGUAGGUACUUGGAUGGUCGAUCUUUUCAGUCACGUCAUAGAACAUAGAUUGUGACUGAAGAUCGUCUGGCCCAGCAGCAGCGCCCACAGCUACUAGAACCGUCUUCAGUGGGAACAUAUACCCAUGGACACUGCUCACAGUGACGACCAGCCCAGCAGUGUCACAAUGUCAACAGUAUCCAGGCUAACCUCAGCCAGCAUCAUCACUGACUUUCUAGUCUGACUUUAAGCAAAAAUUUUAACUUUUUUUACCGAUUUGUUCCAAAAAACUAUACCAAUAUACAUAUUAAACGGUU
Molecule: messenger RNA, 1693 nt
Organism: Drosophila pseudoobscura
Lineage: Eukaryota; Metazoa; Arthropoda; Insecta; Diptera; Drosophilidae
Product: nuclear pore complex protein Nup160 homolog
Exons: 5
Coding region: 448-834 (128 amino acids)
Source: RefSeq, a predicted model, not a curated record